AUGGUGGUUGUGGUAGUGGUGGUGGGGGAAAAUGGUCAUGUUGGUGAAUGUGGUGGAUGUGGCUGUGGUGGUGGUGAAUGUGGUGGUUGUGAUGGUGCAUGCAGUGGUAGUGGUGGUGGUGGCAGUGGCGGUGAAUGUGGUGGUGCUGGUGGUAAAUGUGGUGCCGGUGGUGGUGGAUGUGGUGGUGGUGUAGGUGGUGGUGGUGGUAAAUAUGGUGGCGGUGGUGGUGGUGUCAUCGUAAAAGAUGGCAUGAAAACAACAAGGAACGACUCGCUAGUAGCCAGAGAGCCCAUUGUCAACAGAACAAGGAGCACAUCAGAAAUUACCACAGACAAUACUGUAAAAACAACAGGGAACGGAUCAACGAAUAUUGGAGAAGUUAUUAUGCCAAGAAUAAGGAACGGAUCAGGCAAAGACUUCAUGACCAAAAGCAAAGAAAACUGGGGCAGAAUAUCGUGCGUUUUGGGGCCAGGGACCAAGAGUCUGUGA
Molecule: messenger RNA, 489 nt
Organism: Orbicella faveolata
Lineage: Eukaryota; Metazoa; Cnidaria; Anthozoa; Scleractinia; Merulinidae
Product: rRNA 2'-O-methyltransferase fibrillarin-like
Source: RefSeq, a predicted model, not a curated record